AUGAGGAUGCUGUUCCGUUGCCUGGUGGGGUGGUCGGAGCCGGCGGCGCCGGCCGAGAGCGGAGACGAGCAGCAGCAGCAGCAGGCGAGGAGGCUGGGGAAGAAGAAGGCGGUGCGGCGGAUGCGGAGCGCGACGGCGCGGCUGCGGUCGCUGUCGCUGGGCGAGCUGUCGCGGACGCUGGCCUCGUCGGGCCUGCACGCCUUCACGCAGGCGGAGCUCCGGGCCGCCACGCGGGGCGUCUCCGGCAGCCAGCUCAUCGGGGAGGGCGGGUUCGGCCCUGUCUACCGGGGCUUCCUCGACGAGCGGCUCCGGCCCGGGGAGCUGGAGCCGCAGCACGUCGCCGUCAAGUUCCUCGACGCCGACGGGCAGCAGGGCCACCGCGAGUGGCUGGCCGAGGUGGUGUACCUGGGGAUGCUGAAGCACCCGCAUCUGGUGAAGCUCAUCGGGUACGGCUGCGAGGACGAGCAGAGGAUGCUGGUGUACGAGUACAUGGACAGAGGCAGCCUCGAGCACCACCUCUUCAAGAAUCUGCUGUCGACCCUGCCGUGGCGCACGCGGCUGAAGAUCGCGGUGGGCGCCGCCAAGGGCCUGGCGUUCCUGCACGAGGCCGACACGCCCGUCAUCUACCGCGACUUCAAAGCCUCCAACGUCCUGCUCGACUCCGAUUACACGGCAAAGCUCUCAGACUUUGGCCUGGCCAAGGAAGGCCCACAGGGCGACGACACCCACGUCACCACCCGUGUCAUGGGGACACACGGCUACGCCGCGCCGGAGUACAUUCUCACCGGGCACCUGACGUCGAAGAGCGACGUGUACAGCUUCGGAGUGGUGCUCCUGGAGCUGCUGUCGGGGAGGCGCAGCGUGGACAGGCGGCGGCGCGGGCGGGAGCAGCACCUGGUGGACUGGGCGCGCCCGCACCUGCGCCACCCGGAGCGGCUGCACCGGGUCAUGGACCCCAGCCUCGACGGCCAGUACUCCGCCAGGGCCGCGCGCGAGGCCGCCACGGUCGCCUACCGCUGCCUGCACAGCGUGCCCAAGUCCCGCCCCACCAUGCGCGCCGCCGUCGACGCGCUCGAGCCGCUGCUCGCCGUGUGCGGCGACGUCCCCGCGGGGCCCUUCGUGUACACGGUCCCGCCCGAGCCCGAUGGCAGCGACGAGGCGGCGGCGACGGCGACGGCGGCCGUUGCCAGGAAGAAGUGCCUCGCGUCGGCCGCGCAUGCCAAGGGCGAGCUGCGGACGACCGGCUCACGGCACGUGAGCUCCGUGGCCGGGCAAAGGAGCUCCUCCUCGCCUGAGCAGAUCACGGACAGGGGAGCCUAG
Zea mays is the source of this 1320-nucleotide messenger RNA. RefSeq names its product serine/threonine-protein kinase. Bases 1 to 1320 code for a protein of 439 amino acids. The record is from RefSeq and is a predicted model, not a curated record. NCBI's taxonomy places the organism in Eukaryota, Viridiplantae, Streptophyta, Magnoliopsida, Poales, Poaceae. Gene Ontology annotation, biological process: protein phosphorylation. Gene Ontology annotation, molecular function: protein kinase activity; ATP binding. The transcript has 5 exons.